AUGGUGGAUGUGAACACGUAUGUCAAAAUAGUGCUGGUAGCUUUACUUGUAGUUGUAGAGCGGUAUAUCAACGAAUGCAGCAAUAGUAAUGGUGGAUGUGAACACUUGUGUCAUAACACUGCUGGUAGCUUUACUUGUAGUUGUACAGCAGGGUAUAGUUUAGCAUCUAAUGGACUCUUGUGCAUAGAUAAUAACGAAUGCGAUGACGUGAAUGGGGAAUGUGAGCAAACCUGCAUAAACACGGCUGGCAGUUACCAAUGUGGAUGUUAUUCUGGAUAUAUACUGGAUUCAGACUUAAAAUCCUGCUCAGAUAUCGACGAGUGUAUGAAUACCGAUAUUGCUUGCGAGCAUGGUUGUACAAACACACCUGGCAGCUACAUAUGUACCUGUAGUGUCGGAUUCGGUUUGGAUGAAAAUGGACACUCUUGUUCAGAUGUUGACGAAUGCACACAGGACCAUGGAUGCUCUAACAUAUGUGUUAAUACCGUUGGCACAUACAUCUGCCAAUGUGAGUCUGGAUACGUACUAAAAGAUUUUGGCAAGACGUGUGUAGAUGUAAAUGAAUGCAGUAAUAAUAAUGGUGGUUGUCAAGAUAUAUGUCAUAACAUUGCUGGUAGUUUUGCAUGUGAUUGCAGUACUGGAUAUACGUUAGCUGGAAAUGACAUGGAAUGUAUAGACAUAAAUGAAUGUAGCGUUAAUAAUGCUGGAUGUGAUCAUACUUGUCAAAAUACUGCUGGUAGUUUUACUUGUGGUUGUAGGAACGGGUACAGAUUAUUAUCGAAUGGAAUGUCUUGCGCCGACAACAAUGAAUGCAGUGUUAAUAAUGGUGGUUGUUCUCAGACAUGUAUAAACAAUGUUGGUAGUUUCACAUGCUCCUGUAACUAUGGAUACAGCUUGGCCUCGGAUAACAAGUCUUGCAUAGACGUCGACGAGUGCACAGAUAUGAAUGGUGGAUGUGACCAUGUAUGUUUGAACUUAGCUGGCAGCUACCAAUGUCAAUGUGACCUUGGAUAUAUUCUGGAGACAGAUGGAAAGACGUGUGCAGAUAUUGAUGAAUGCAUGUUGGCAACAAAUGAUUGUGAUCAAGGAUGUACAAAUGCACCUGGAAGUUUUAUGUGUUUGUGUAGCUUUGGGUACAUUUUAGAUGAAGACGAGCGAGCAUGUGCAGAUGUGAAUGAGUGCAGUGUUAACAAUGGUGACUGCAGUCAAACAUGUAUUAAUACCCUUGGGAGUUAUAUGUGUGUAUGUGAUACGGGAUAUGAACCAGGAACAGACGGGGAGACAUGUAUAGAUGUCAAUGAAUGUAUUGCUGACAACAGCGGAUGUGAACACAGCUGUGUGAACACAGCUGGAAGUCACCAUUGUCAGUGUAAUGCAGGGUACACCAUGGGAAAUGACGGUGCUUCAUGUGAAGAUUUGAACGAGUGUAACGAUGACAACGGUGGAUGUGCUCACAUAUGUAUUAAUACCGAUGGAAGUUACGAUUGUCAGUGUAACACAGGUUUUACAUCAGAUUUGAAUAUAUGCACAGAUGUAAAUGAAUGCAAUGACUUAAAUGGUGGAUGCAAUCAUACCUGUAUAAACACGGCCGGUAGUUUCAAUUGCCAGUGCAAUGCAGGAUACACUCUAGAAGACAACGGUAUGACUUGUACAGACAUUGAUGAGUGUACGGAUGAUAAUGUUGACUGUGAGUAUGUUUGUACAAAUACACCUGGAGGUUUCCAGUGUUCGUGUGACACGGGAUACAUGAUGGUAGAAGAGGACGGUUCAUGUACAGACAUUGAUGAAUGUUCUGAUGAUAAUAAUCCGUGUGGAGAACUACAUUGUAUCAAUUCGCCGGGAAGUUUCACAUGUUCAUGUGGUGCUGGCUACAUACAGGACGGAUCGUUUUGCUAUGAUAUUGACGAGUGUUACAAUUACGAUGAUAACUGUGAGCAAAUAUGUGAAAACACUGUGGGGAGCUUUACUUGCCACUGCAUAGAUGGAUUUCAACUAGGUGACGACGGACGAUCAUGUGAAGUGCUUGCUUUAGAUAUCGAAUAGUCAUCGUGUAUGGACCACACACAGAAAAUAUAAUAACGUACAGAGAUAUGUCAAUUUAUAUGAAAUACGUGAGCUAAGAUCAAGGAUAACAAUCUCCGAACAAUUAUUCCUCAGGGAUAUUUCUACAUUGUGCGAGCUAUGUCAAUCUUUGUAUAAUCUUUUUCUCGACUUUCAAUAACAAUUUAUUGAGUAUCUGAAUUAGUUUGGUAACCUGCACUUUUAAUAAACAUAUAUUAUAUUAAAUG
Messenger RNA from Saccoglossus kowalevskii, 2288 nucleotides. RefSeq lists its product as uncharacterized. The record is from RefSeq and is a predicted model, not a curated record. Gene Ontology annotation, molecular function: calcium ion binding; zinc ion binding. NCBI's taxonomy places the organism in Eukaryota, Metazoa, Hemichordata, Enteropneusta, Harrimaniidae. Gene Ontology annotation, cellular component: nucleus.